AUGGGUCACUUGUUAUUUCGAGGAUGGGUUAUCGCCGCACUGGCGAUGCAAACUUUUGCUUUGACGCUUCGCGCUAGAUAUUUGACUACAACCACCACUGCUGAGCCAGUGUCUAUUCAGUCGACUGCUACAACAACCCUCGAAGCAUCUGUGACUGCUCAGUCAACUUCGACAACAACCCUGAUUUCGGUGCCAGGCUCUCCAUCCGAAACAGAGCCCUCUGGAGCGGCACCUACAGAAUCUGCUGGGCAGUCGACUACAUCCACGAUUGUCUCCACUCGCACUGCUACUAUCACAGCUUGUCCAUCAGCGACCCCUAAUUGUCCACCAUCCUCCAAGACCACUUUCCUCACAACUGAGACUAUUAUUGUCUCGACAACGUGUCCACAACAGUUUGUUCAGUCGCCGAAGCCACUCAGACCACAUCUUCUUCCACUCCGGGAGGCGAAGUUCCCACAAGCUCCGGAACUUGGAUUUACCACUUCUACUGUUUGCAGUACCCGUACUGCUACUAUCACUGCUUGCCUAUCCUCCGUCACUGACUGCCCGGCGCGAUUGAAGACAACAUUCCUCACCACAGAGACAAUUACAGUGUCCACGACAAUUUGCCCAAUCACUGAGGCUGCGGGUGCUACCCAAACCUCGUCUGCUUCGGAAUCCACGAUCACAGGUGCUGCUAACCAGGGCACUGGAAAUGGAGGCUCCGAGUCAACUAUUUCCACUAUCUGGAGUACCCGAGUUGCAACUGUCUAUGCUUGCCCAGCAUCCGUGACUAAGUGUCCUCUCCGCUCCAAGACAAGCUAUUUGACUACAGAGACCCCGGCUAUAGGAACUACCGCCUAUGCAGUAUCCGCACAGCCUACUACUCCCGCUGAAGGUGUCACUGCCACCACUUCGAUUGUCAUCGCGGAUUCCCAAGCUACGAACUCCAACUCAGUCACAGCCUUGCCUAAAGUCACCGUUGGGGCUUCAUUCGGAUCUUCCGGUGAAGCCGGUGCCCAGGAUUCAGGCUCCAGCGUUGCUGUGGUAUACACUGCUCUCUACACCGUCGAGUCGUGCGGUAAUGGUAGUUCCUGUACGGAGUAUGUCAACACCGUUGUGAUGACACAGACCAACGUCGCUCAAACCACCAUUACCUAUUCUAUCUACAGGCCGGCCUAUGGUUCCGGUUUUGGUGGCGUUCCUACUGCUUCUGCCUCGGCUCACGUUGGACCCCAGGGUAGUCAGUCUGGUGCAUCGACAGCUGGUGCUUCUAGCACAAGUAGCGCACCGUAUGCUGUCUACACUGGUGCUGCGUCUUCGAACCUCCAGUGGUCUAUGCUGCUGGUGAUCGGUGCAGGGAUGGUAAUGCUACUAGCGAUUUUGGCUUAG
Penicillium odoratum is the source of this 1371-nucleotide messenger RNA. RefSeq lists its product as uncharacterized. The transcript is spliced from 3 exons. NCBI's taxonomy places the organism in Eukaryota, Fungi, Ascomycota, Eurotiomycetes, Eurotiales, Aspergillaceae. The record is from RefSeq and is a predicted model, not a curated record. The coding region runs from base 1 to 1371 and encodes 456 amino acids.